AUGCUUGCUCCGGAGUCGCGUCUGUCACUUCUGCUAAGAGACCGUCGCUGCCUGCGCUGUCAGUUCCAGGCAGUCAGGCGCUCCAAGAUCAGUCUUCGUUAUUCCAGCAACACACCACAGCCAUCAGCAGAUAGCUCGGAAAAUGAGAUAGCACCGCUCGUACUCAACCGGCCUAUUGGCCUCUUGCACCCUCCGGUACCAGGGCAAAAUACUGGGCUCGAUAAACGCUCGUUGAAAGAACGGCACAACGACUUUGUUAAUAAGGACAAACACUCCCAACGAACGAAAGACUUGAAAAACCAACUCGCAAAGCCUUACUUUCGAGAAUGGACGAACCUGCGCUACAAUGACGGAAAGACGUUUAUAGCAAACCCGCGACUUUUCAAGAGAGACCUAUCAUUUUAUUUCCCCAACCUCUACGGAACUACACUGGCGUCCCCAAGCAAGCCACAAGACACAACAACAGUAAUUCACGGAAAAGUCUCAGUUGUGAGCCUCUUUUCCAGUCUUUGGGCAGAGCAGCAAGUUGCGACAUUCACGGACCUAAAACAGAACCCGGGACUCCUGGAGGCACUCAAAGUCGACCCGUCCAUAGCACAGCAGGUAUCCAUCAACCUGGAGGAAAGUGCCAUGAAGGCGUGGUUGGUCAGGAUGUUUAUGUGGAGAUUGCGACGACAGCUGCCUGUCGAACAACACGAUCGAUAUUUCCUUGUGCGAAAGGGGUUGACAGAACCAAUCAAACAGUCAAUUGGUAUGCUCAACAGCAAAGUCGGCUACGUAUACCUCUUAGAUGACGUUGGUCACAUUCGAUGGGCUGGCAGUGGACCUGCGGCACCUGAAGAAAAGGAAUCAUUGAAUGCGGGCCUUUUGAAGUUGAUUCAUGAGAAAAAGAGCCAUGGCAGUAGCAGGUCUCGCCCCGAGUCUACGAGUGCUACUGAAACGACAUCUGGUAAAGCAAAACCAAGGGUCAUCCCGCACCAGACCGUGCGAACGGUUUAA
Messenger RNA from Talaromyces proteolyticus, 999 nucleotides. RefSeq names its product putative F1F0 ATP synthase assembly protein Atp10. Gene Ontology annotation, cellular component: mitochondrial inner membrane. The transcript has 2 exons. Gene Ontology annotation, biological process: mitochondrial proton-transporting ATP synthase complex assembly. The coding region runs from base 1 to 999 and encodes 332 amino acids. NCBI's taxonomy places the organism in Eukaryota, Fungi, Ascomycota, Eurotiomycetes, Eurotiales, Trichocomaceae. The record is from RefSeq and is a predicted model, not a curated record.